Mandrillus leucophaeus (drill) is the source of this 866-nucleotide messenger RNA. It is a transcript of the gene LHFPL7, whose product is annotated as transmembrane protein 211. Gene Ontology annotation, cellular component: membrane. The transcript is spliced from 4 exons. The record is from RefSeq and is a predicted model, not a curated record. Bases 254 to 643 code for a protein of 129 amino acids. Lineage: Eukaryota; Metazoa; Chordata; Mammalia; Primates; Cercopithecidae.
CAUUGUUCUACAAGCUAAAUUCUUCCUCCAAAGGAAAGGAGAAUUUUACAAGGUCACAGACGUGGAUCCAAAGCCGGAGCCUGAGCAGAGCUGGCCACGUUGGAAGGUCUUGACCUAAAGUGUGACCCCAACCUUCUCCUUUGGCAUCCUCACCUACUGCUCCUGGCCUCAGGGCAACAACUGGAACCAGAGCUGCGCGACCUUCAGUUCCCUGGAGGUUAUUCCUGACUUUGCCUGGAAGGUCUCAGCUGUGAUGCUCCUCGGAGGCUGGCUCCUGCUGGCCUUCAAUGCAAUUUUCCUCCUGUCCUGGGCUGUGGCCCCCAAAGGGCUGUGCCCAAGAAGAAACAGUGUUCCAAUGCCGGGGGUGCAGGCAGUGGCAGCUACCGCCAUGAUUAUGGGUCUGCUGGUUUUUCCAAUCGGCCUUGCCUCCCCAUUCGUCAAGGAAGUCUGCGAAGCCUCCUCCAUGUAUCACGGUGGGAAGUGCCGUCUGGGUUGGGGUUACACGACCGCUAUCCUCAAUGCAGUCCUGGCCAGCCUCCUGCCCAUCAUCAGCUGGCCCCACAGGACCAAGGUCCAAGGGAGGACCAUCAUCUUCUCCAGGGCCACCGAGAGAAUCAUCCUUGUGCCAGAAAUGAACAAAUAAAAAUCUCCUGGGAGAGGCACAGAGAACACACUCCAGAGGUUUAUGAAAUCCUCAUGUAGCCAAUUUCAAAUCCCACCUCUGCUCCUUCUUGCUGUGUGACUUCAGGCAAGCCACUUUACCUCUCUGGCAUGGGUUUUUCUUCUGGAAAAUGAAAGUUGAAAUCAUACCUACCUCAUAAGGUUGUUCUGAGAAUUCACUGGAGAUACUCUAUGUAAAUAAAGCA